Molecule: messenger RNA, 1398 nt
Organism: Trichomycterus rosablanca
Lineage: Eukaryota; Metazoa; Chordata; Actinopteri; Siluriformes; Trichomycteridae
Gene: sfxn3
Product: sideroflexin 3
Exons: 11
Coding region: 116-1084 (322 amino acids)
Biological process (GO): serine import into mitochondrion; monoatomic ion transport
Cellular component (GO): mitochondrial inner membrane
Molecular function (GO): monoatomic ion transmembrane transporter activity
Source: RefSeq, a predicted model, not a curated record
UACUGCUACUAAGAGAAAUAGGGUGUGAUUGAGAGAGAAAUACGAGCAGUCUUUCACGUUUCCGGCAUUUAAACGAGUAUUUGCUGUUUUACGGUUUUAUUAAGGGCAGAAAAGGAUGUCUGGGGAUUUGCCACUGAAUAUCAAUAUCAAGGAGGCACGAUGGGACCAGAGUACAUUUAUGGGCAGAGCGCAGCAUUUCUUCACGGUUACGGACCCAAGAAAUGUGCUGCUUUCAAAUGAGGUUCUGGAGGAUGCCAAAGCCAUUGUGGAAGAUUACAGAAAGGGUAUUGUGAAACCAGGGCUAACAGAAGAUCAAUUAUGGAGGGCCAAAUACAUCUAUGACUCUGCCUUCCAUCCGGACACUGGUGAGAAGAUGCUGCUGGUUGGUCGAAUGUCUGCACAAGUGCCAAUGAACAUGACCAUCACAGGAUGCAUGCUAACAUUCUAUAGGACAACACCAGCAGUUGUGUUCUGGCAGUGGGUCAACCAGUCCUUCAACGCCAUUGUCAACUACACAAACCGCAGUGGAGAUGCACCAAUGACUGUAAAUCAGCUUGGAGCAGCCUACGUCAGUGCCACUACGGGAGCCGUAGUCACUGCUCUUGGCCUCAAGUCUCUCACAAAGCGUCUGCCAGCUAUAAUUGGCCGGUUCGUUCCAUUUGCUGCAGUGGCAGCGGCAAACUGCAUCAACAUUCCCUUCAUGAGACAACGAGAACUGAAGUAUGGUAUUCCAAUCACUGAUGAGGAGGGCAAUCGCCUGGGAGAGUCCACCAAUGCUGCUCAGAAGGCUAUUGUUCAGGUGGUGGUGUCCCGAAUUGGCAUGGCAGUGCCAGCCAUGGCUAUUCCUCCAGUUAUCAUGAAUGCCUUAGAGAAAAAAGCCUUCAUGAAGCGUUUCCCUGUGCUUAAUGCCCCGGUACAGGUUGGCCUUGUAGGACUGUGCCUGGUGUUUGCAACUCCUUUGUGCUGUGCCUUGUUUCCACAGAAGAGUUCUUUGAAGCUGAGCAGCCUGGAGCCUGAGCUGCAGGAGAGGAUACGUGAGAGCAGCCCUCACACAACCACAGUUUAUUUCAACAAGGGACUGUAGGAAGCUUUAUUUGCACUUAUUGUACUCUGCUUUAAUGAAGUGUAGUGGUCACAAUUUCAGUGGAAAGUAUAUUUUUUGUUCCAUUUGUUUAAAAAGAAAUCUGUUUAUGCUUUGAUGUGUGUGAUGUAAAACCCACACCUUUGCUUAAGGUAAUAUGCAAUCCUACCAGAAUAUAUCUUUCUUAUAUCUUAUAUCGAUAGUGUAAAACCUGAUUUGCCUGGUUUAAAGUGAGAUGAGUACUUUGAUGUUGAGGGUAUGUUUGUAGAAUAUAACCCUAAAAAUAUCCCCUUUGUCUAUUUAGCUUAUAUCAGUGU